GAGGGAGCACUUGUGGACUCUCAGAGGUUAUGCCUCAGAGGUUAUUACAGUUCCUUUUUCAAGGAUGAGAAGACUUGAUACUUCCUGGUCAAACGCAGGUGCUUUUGACCUUGGACCCUGGGAACUACAGCUCCCCCUGCUGGCCGCUGCCUGCCAGAGUUGAUAACAAGACAUCCAGCCUCCUCGUUCACCCACACUCUUUGCUUCCAUUAUGAAGAUGAGCAGCUUCUCUGCGCUCCCCGUGAUCUUCCUCCUGCUCUGCUUCCACACGGCACAGCCGGGACCCCGCAAGGCCGUCCAGAAACCUGGAUAUUGCCCAGAAUUUUUUCUUUCCUGCCCUUUCGUCCUUUUACCUAUGUGCCGACGCGAUAGAGGGUGCAAGGGGACCAAGAAGUGUUGUUUCUACAACUGUAGGCGUCAGUGUAUGGAUCCCUGGGUAUCGUUGGAGUGAGGUAGAAACCUCUCUUUACAGGUUUCUUGAGAAGGCUUGAGAAGACGUGGGGGAGUCCAGGCUCAGACUUGGAUGACUGAUCUCCAGUGCUUCCCUGCUUGCCUCAUUCCACAAGACUUCUUUUUAUCAAGAGUUGAAUGCUUCUCGAUAUGAAAAUGCCACAAAGAAAUAAAGUGUUCUCUAUUUAAAACUAC
Bubalus bubalis (water buffalo) is the source of this 645-nucleotide messenger RNA. RefSeq names its product WAP four-disulfide core domain protein 15A. NCBI's taxonomy places the organism in Eukaryota, Metazoa, Chordata, Mammalia, Artiodactyla, Bovidae. Gene Ontology annotation, molecular function: peptidase inhibitor activity. Gene Ontology annotation, cellular component: extracellular region. Bases 212 to 451 code for a protein of 79 amino acids. The transcript has 3 exons. The record is from RefSeq and is a predicted model, not a curated record.